UGUCGCUGACCUUUCCUCCAGCGGCUCCGCGGCGGCGGCGGCGGUCAUUGCAGCCGGCCGCUGCUCGGAUCGGUGAAGAGUUCGGUCCUCACGAGCCACGGGAGCAUUCCGGACAGGCUAGAGGAAACAAGACGGAAGUUAGGGGGUCAUGGACGCGAGCUGGAAGAACAGCCUGGAAGAGGAGCUCCUCUGUCCGAUCUGCCUGUGCGUCUUCGUGGAGCCCGUGCAGCUGCCGUGCAAGCACAACUUCUGCCGGGGCUGCAUCUCCAUGGCCUGGGCCGCGGACAAGGCCGCGGUCCGCUGUCCCGAGUGCAACCACGCCUACAAGCAGACGCCGGCGCUGGAGAAGAACUUCAAGCUGGCCAACAUCACCAAACGGUUCAACAUGCUGAACGCGGAGAAGGCCCCCGCCGUGCUGCAGUGCGCCCUGUGCCGGCAGGGCCCCCCGCUGCCCGUGCGCAAGGUCUGCCUGCGCUGCAAGGAGCCUUGCUGCCAGAGCCACGUCCAGGCGCACCUGCAGCAGCCGUGCGCGGCCCCGGGACACCUGCUGGUCGACGCCGAGGAGCUGAGCGCCUGGACCUGUCCCAUCCACGAGGAGUACCGGCUGCUCCACUGCGAGGAGAAGCAGGUGGCCCUGUGUCCCUUCUGCUGCAUGGCCCAGUGCUCCACCCAGAGACACACGGUCCGCGAUGUGGAGCGGCAGCGCGUAAACGUGCAGGCCACGCUGAUGAGGCAGCAGGACAGUCUGGUGGGUCGUGUCCAGGACAUCGACGAGCAGCUGACGAAGCUGGAUGCAAACAAGACACAGAUGAAGGAUACGGUGUCUGAGCUGAAGGAGCGCGCGAGAGCCCAGUAUCAGCGGAUGCAUCGGCUGCUUGAGGUGAACCAGGCCGAAACCAUGCAGCUGCUGGAGAGCGCCCACUCCGUGUACGUGAGGAAUUACACCCAGCAGGUUCUGCAGCUCGACAGGAGGCGUCAGGAGGCGGCCAAAUGCCUGGACUCUGUGCAGACGUUCAUCAAAAAGUCGGACAGCAUCAACUUCAUGAAGAACACAAAACCAUUCCAGAUGCUGAUGAACAGGUCAGUGUCUCACCUGAUCAGUUCCACGCCUGCAGUCGGACUGGGUCAGCUCAACUCUGAUCAUCUGCUCUCUGAACUCUCGACGAAAGAGAAGAACCUGCGGAGGGUGCUGGAAGAUCCGUUGUCGGAGGCUUCCAUCCUCGAGAUCGUCCAGUCUCGCGGCGGCUCCGCCGGCUGCCAAAUGGCGACUGGUCCGGGACUACAGAAGAGGAAAUACAGCGCGGCAUUCUUUGGAGGCAAAGCAGAAAAUUCUUCGCCUUCACUAAAACGCUUCCUGCCCGACCAGAGCCAUUGUUCUUCGUCCAUAUACUCGUCCGAAGGCCUCUCCCAGAAUCCUCACAUUAGCCCCAGCCACGGUCGGCUCCUUGACUCUCAUGCCCAUCACGUCGUGGGUCUGGCCUCCAGCUCUGGCCACCACUCAGGGACCAUAUUGCCCUCCUCCCACUUCCCCGGCGGAGCCGCCUCGCAACAGGCCAUGUACGAGGGGAGGAAAGUGUUGAUGUGCACUCUGAGUAACUGCUGCUGCUCCAGGGCCCCUGCCGCCCACGCCCGGCCCCUGUACCCAGCGUCGGACGCCUUUCACUCCAUGGCCCCUCAGGAGUUUCCCGUGAGCCAGCCACUGCAGCAUUUUCCAAUCCGUGGACUGACGGAGGCCUCGCAGGCCGCCAGGCGCCCGGACUUCUACCAGCUGUAUAGCUGUCAUCAACCAACCAUCAAUCUGGGACCAAAUAAUGACCCGGAAUGACUUUGUUCCGUUUUAUGCAGACUUUGUAUCAGUAUUUCCAUAUUUUUCUUUUCAUUAAAUUUCCACUUUGCAUCCGA
This is a messenger RNA of Scophthalmus maximus (turbot), 1902 nucleotides long. RefSeq names its product tripartite motif containing 8a (gene trim8a). The transcript is spliced from 7 exons. NCBI's taxonomy places the organism in Eukaryota, Metazoa, Chordata, Actinopteri, Pleuronectiformes, Scophthalmidae. The record is from RefSeq and is a predicted model, not a curated record. Bases 149 to 1825 code for a protein of 558 amino acids.